Molecule: messenger RNA, 2865 nt
Organism: Aquila chrysaetos chrysaetos
Lineage: Eukaryota; Metazoa; Chordata; Aves; Accipitriformes; Accipitridae
Product: olfactory receptor 52I2-like
Exons: 1
Coding region: 21-968 (315 amino acids)
Biological process (GO): G protein-coupled receptor signaling pathway
Cellular component (GO): membrane
Molecular function (GO): G protein-coupled receptor activity; olfactory receptor activity
Source: RefSeq, a predicted model, not a curated record
CAAAAGCAAGAUUCUCCUGCAUGGCUUCUGAUCCCUUCAACCACCCCAGCCGCAGCUCCUCCUCUUUCAUCCUUGUGGGUGUCCCCAGCCUGGAAGCUUUCCCCACCUGUCUGGGCAUCCUUUUCUGCUCAGGCUAUAUCAUUGCCUUGGUAGGAAAUGGUGUAGUUUUGCUUGUCAUUGGGGUGGAUAGGUCCCUGCGUGACCCCAUCCACUGCUUCCUGGGCAUGCUGGCGGUCAUUGAUGUGGUGAUGGUGACAUCCAUCAUCCCCAAGAUGCUGAGCAUAUUCUGGCUGAACUCCACUGAGAUUGGUUACAUGGCCUGUUUCGUUCAGAUGUUCCUUGUUCACUCCACAACAUCAGGGGAGUCGGGAGUGCUCCUGGCCAUGGCUGUUGACCGCUACGUUGCAAUUUGUCACCCCCUCAGGUACCAAGCCAUCCUGAAUCGUCGAAAAAUUGCCCAAAUAGGCCUGGCUAUUGUGGUGAGAGCUCUGCUUUUCAUGGUGCCCUUGACAGGGAUGGUGACAAACCUCCCCUACUGCCGUUCCCGUGUGGUUCCCCAUUCGUACUGCGAACACAUGGCCGUGGCGAAGCUGGCGUGCGCAGACCCCAGACCCAGUGGGCUUUACAGUGUGGCUGGGUCCUCUCUUAUAGUAGGGAUGGACAUGGCUUUCAUUGCUGUGUCCUAUGGGAUGAUCCUUAAAACUGUCCUGGGGAAGAAAUCGUGCUGGAAGGCCUUCAGCACCUGCGGGUGUCAUAUCUGCGUGAUGCUGCUGUAUUACAUCCCCGGGAUAGUCUCCAUCUAUGCACAGCAGUUUGCCAGCGGCAUACCCAUGCAUGUACAGGUGCUGCUGGCUGAUCUCUACCUGACCCUCCCCACCACACUGAACCCCAUCGUUUACAGCAUGAGGACCAAGCAGAUCCGUCAGGCAGUGCGCAAAAUGCUAUUUUCCAGGAAGGUUCAUGCCUGACACAGUAGUCAGUGGCUUUCCAGGUGUAUUCGUCUAUGCAAAGACAGCAGCGAUUUCAUUCCCACUGAAGGCACAUGGUAAACAGAAGCAAUGAAAGGAGGGAGGACUUGUUGGCUUUAAUGACCGCAUGAGACCCUGUGCUCUGAUGAGACUUAUUUGGGACUGAGAGCAUGAGCAAAUACCAGGUACUAUUUCCCUUCCUUCCUUCCAGGUGUUACAGAGAAGUAAGCAGCCACCUUUGAGUUUUGAGAUGUUCCCAAUGCCAUGAACAACCUGUGAUAAUUUAAAGCAGGAUUUCAGGGCUCCAGGUAUAUUUGUGUCAAUACACAGAUUCUAUUCCAAAUGCGGAAAUUUCUUCUAUGGUGUCUUCUUUAGUCCCUGCCGGACUAUCAGGGCUAGCAAUAGGAGACUGUCACACAUUGCAGGUGCUGCAGCCAGGGUCUCCUCUCUGGGCUUCUCUUGCACAAAAGGCUGUCCCUCAGUGAGCACAGACCAGCUUUUCUGCAUUUCUGGGUGAUGAGGAAAACUGAACAUAUUCAAAACUGAGCUCUUCAAAGCAUUCUGUCCAUCUGACAGUUCACACCAGCUGGGUGAGGAAACCGAAGUGGGGAGAUGCACAGUGGUGUUUAUCACUGUAUCUAGGUGUCCGCACCUUGUAGUGGUGGAAAUAAACACUGAAUGUGCUUGGGGGUACUUAUCAAUCCUGUGUCUGCUUGUUGUAAUGACCACAAGUCUGUGAAUAACUAAAUUGAGCAUGUCUUGGAGGCCUGAAGUACAGCAUGCUGUAGGUCCUGAGGCCCGACUAACUCUUGCUGCCAGUAGACCAGCUGCAUCCCAGACUUUUCUGAGCUAGCCAGCUAUGUCCUACCAGGAUUCACAGGCUCUGUCUGGGGGCUGCAGCACCGAACCAUGCUGAGACUUCCCCAGGUACAAGGGCCCUCCUGUUCUGGAAGCUGGGAUCCAGCUGGGAAUGACCCAGACAAGUCAGGUCCCUCCAAAAUGGCAGGUUUUAUCUGGAAACUGCAGGCACAAGGAGUCCUUCUGAGGCUCUACAGCUUAGCAUCAGCAGAAGGAAAGUCCAGCUCUGACCUGGGAUAAGGAGAUACUCUGCAGGCAUUAUUUUGAACUGGUACUGGAGGCUCCCUGGGAGAGGUGCAGUUUCAGUGAACAUGAUGAUACACAUCAACAGCAACUAUCCAAAGUACCAACACCAACAACUCGUAUUCCCAUACCUUGCCUUUCUUCAGUAGUAAGAGGUUCAGCGGGUUCAGAGGUUCAGCCACCCACAAGGGUUCCUGCUCCUCAGAAAUGGAGGAUGCUCCAGUGACAGAGGGAUGGAUGCUCUGCACCCACUCUGCAGGGAUGCUCCUCCUGGGGUCAGGCUGAAGUCUUCUGAGACUCAGUAACACCUAAAGUACAAAGAGUCAAUGUUUUGGGACAAAAGCAGCAGGCUGGUGAGCAUUUGCCCAGGGUGUUUUGCCAGGGUUAUGCGACAGCUCCCAUAAGGAUGUUUAAGAUAUGCAAGUGAUGAAAUAGAGAUAAAUCAGCAGAGGUGAAUGGCUGUGUCUCAGCAGUGCUCAUGGUCCUCUGCUUCGGGGGGGGGGAGAUUUUCAUCCAGAAAGAGGAGCCAUUAUGCCACUUGGGUCUGAGGGUGGAGGAGGAGCAGAGGGAUGAAGUUGGGGGACUGUCUCCAUUAACACAAGGAUUCAGAAUGAAAGCAUACAGAGGUGGCAUGUCUCCUCUGACAGCAAAGGAGUGGGACAACUCUCAUCCUCCUCAGACACAUUCAGGGCAGAGGUCCACACGGUCAUCACCAUCUCCCUUAUAGUCAUGGCAAUGAAAAAGGCAGGUGCAGCAUAAUUCCUCUGACCUAUUUCAGAUAUCAGCUUCAGGUUGG